AUGCCAAACACAAUCACAACUUCUACUGCAGCACACUUGACAACAAUUUUAAUGAACCUGAUUACUACACAGUGUGCAAUUCCAAAUAUGAAUAUACACAAUCCUAGGUUGGGAUUUUGUUCAGUUGAUAAUAGUACUAAAUUAGAAGAGCUAAUUGUACAUAGUUAUGACACUAAAUUGAAAGAGAAACAGGAUGUUCGUUUGAUGAAAGACGUAGUCCUCAUAGAUUUACAAGAAAAUAAUCUUCAUUCUUUAAAUGCAUAUAUCAAGGCUAUUAAUGCCGUUGUAAAUGUUCUAUCUAUAUAA
This is a messenger RNA of Funneliformis mosseae, 306 nucleotides long. Lineage: Eukaryota; Fungi; Glomeromycota; Glomeromycetes; Glomerales; Glomeraceae. The record is from the annotation of a GenBank genome assembly.